UUUGUUUCCUACCGCUUCUAACGUAAAUGGGUAGUCCAAAUGUGUCCAAGAUCUUAGUUAUUGGAGCAACGGGUUACAUUGGGAGGCACCUCAUUCAAGCAAGCAUUAAGCUCGGCCACCCUACUUUUGCCCUUGCGAGGCCCAUCACUUCCUCUCACAACAUUGAGAAGAUCAAUCUCAUACAAUCUUUCAAGAACAAUGGUGUCAAUGUCUUAUUUGGUGAGUUGAAUGAUCAUGAUUGGUUAAUGAAUAUGAUCAAGAAGUUAGAUAUAGUAUUCUUAGUGUUAGGCCAUGAACCCAGCAUACAACUUGAGGAGCAAACUCGCAUAAUAUCAGCCAUAAAAGAGGCAGGAAAUAUUAAGAGAUACUUCCCAUCUGAGUUUGGAUUUGACGUUCAUAGACUUCAAAUUUUGGAACCUGCAAAAAGGGUGUUAGCAAUAAAGGUUAAGAUAAGAGAAGCCAUUAGAAAGGAAGGUAUUCCCUUCACCUUCGUGUCAAGCAACUUUUGUUGCUCCUAUUUUCUUUCAAGGCUUGGGCAGAUAGAAGCAACUGGAAUUCCUACUGAUACAGUUUUCGUCCUCGGAGAUGGAAACACUAAAGAAUGUCCUCAACCAUUCCCUUUCUUUUAUGCAAUUGCUCAUGCCGGCUUCAUCAAGGGGGAAACAACAAAAUUUGAUAUAGAUCCAACGGUUGGAGUUGAGGCUUCCCAACUAUACCCAGAUGUCAAAUACACUACUGUUGAAAAUUUUAUGGAUCAAUUUCUGUAA
Molecule: messenger RNA, 767 nt
Organism: Dendrobium catenatum
Lineage: Eukaryota; Viridiplantae; Streptophyta; Magnoliopsida; Asparagales; Orchidaceae
Product: isoflavone reductase-like protein
Exons: 4
Coding region: 27-767 (246 amino acids)
Source: RefSeq, a predicted model, not a curated record